AUAAGGCAAUUCUCGAAUACACAACAAAAAUUCGAUCAAUUGACUUUUCUAUCCACCAAACAAUGGACGCCUUCGCUUCCUUCUUUGACUCUCAAUCGGCUUCAAGGAACCGUUGGAGCUACGAUUCUCUCAAGAACUUACGCCAGAUCUCUCCUCUUGUUCAGAAUCAUCUCAAGCAGGUUUAUCUGACCUUAUGUUGUGCACUGGUUGCAUCUGCCGCUGGGGCAUACCUCCAUAUUCUGUGGAAUAUUGGUGGUCUCUUAACGACUAUCGCAUGCUUUGGAUGCAUGGCUUGGCUACUUUCCAUAUCUCCUUAUGAAGAGCAAAAGAGGGUUGCUCUCUUGAUGGCAACUGCACUCCUCCAAGGGGCUUCUAUCGGUCCUCUGAUUGAUCUGGCCAUUCAGAUUGAUCCAAGUGUUCUGAUUACAGCUUUUGUGGGAACUGCGGUGGCCUUUGGAUGUUUCUCAGUAGCAGCUAUGUUGGCUAGGCGUAGAGAAUAUCUUUACUUGGGUGGCUUGCUUUCAUCUGGCCUUUCCAUCCUUCUAUGGCUGCACUUUGCAUCCUCCAUCUUUGGGGGAUCUGCAGCCCUCUUUAAAUUUGAGCUGUACUUUGGGCUUCUGGUGUUUGUGGGCUAUGUGGUAGUCGACACCCAGGAUAUCAUUGAGAAAGCUCACCUUGGUGAUCUGGACUAUGUGAAGCAUUCCCUGAGCCUUUUCACCGACUUCGUUGCUGUUUUUGUCCGAAUUCUCAUAAUCAUGUUGAAGAAUUCAACUGAGAAGGAGAAGAAGAAGAAGAGAAGAGAUUGAACCUGACUUUGUACUUGCUUAUGUAAUAUGAACCCAGCUCUCUGCUUCUUGACUGAACCAAAUCGAUGUUAAUAUUUUAAACUUGUAACUAGUACGCCUGGUUUUAUAUAAAUGCUUGAAAUUUGCCUACGA
Populus nigra (black poplar) is the source of this 938-nucleotide messenger RNA. Its product is annotated as bax inhibitor 1-like. The record is from RefSeq and is a predicted model, not a curated record. Gene Ontology annotation, cellular component: membrane. Bases 63 to 806 code for a protein of 247 amino acids. The transcript has 6 exons. NCBI's taxonomy places the organism in Eukaryota, Viridiplantae, Streptophyta, Magnoliopsida, Malpighiales, Salicaceae.